AUGAGGAGGCGCUGCGGCUGGCUCUCGUCUCUGUUCCGCCCUCGCCGGGCCGGCCGCGCGCUCCCGCAACCAGAUCCACAGGGUCCCGAUUCCAAGCCCAAGGCAGUAGAUAAGCUCAGUGCUUCUGACAAAGUUGUCAUGGAGAACAUCCUGUCAAACAGUGAUUUUUCUGAGGGUCUACAUUUGUGGCAACCAAAUAGUUGCCAUGCAUUUGUAGCCGUUGAAGGAUCAGGUUACCAUUAUGGUGUAAGGCCACAUUCAGGGUCAACCUAUGCUGUUCUUACUCAUCGCACACAGAGUUGGCAGGGGCUUGAGCAGGACAUAACAGAAAAGGUCACCCUUGGUACUGAGUACUUUGUUGCUGCAUAUGUCAGAGUUCAUGGGGAAGUUCAUGAGCCCAUUGGAGUUCAGGUCACUCUCAAACUUGAGGAGGAGGGGUCUUCUACCAACUAUCUUUCUAUUGCAAGGAUUUUGGCCUCACAAGAACGCUGGGAAAAGAUGGAAGGUUCAUUUAAUCUAACAACUCUACCAAGACGUUUAGUAUUCUACCUUGAAGGUCCCCCUCCUGGUGUGGACUUGCUCAUAGAUUCAGUCACCAUCUCCUACAAGAAAACAGAGGGGUCAGCUUCAUCAAUUCGUGGAACAGAGAACAUCAUUUUAAAUUAUGAUUUUUCAAAAGGCCUUCAUCCUUGGAAUCCCAUCUGCUGCCAUGCAUAUGUGGCAUCACAAUGGUCUGGUUUCCUUGAUGGUAUUAGAGGGAACUCAGGAGAGAACUAUGCUGUUGUUUCAAAGAGAACAGAACACUGGCAGGGUCUUGAACAAGAUAUUACGAAUCAAGUGUCUACAGGCACUGCUUAUGUAGUUUCUGCUUUCGUUAGAGUUGAUGGGAAUGUCCAAGGUCAGGUUGAAGUCAAAGGAACCCUUAGGUUGCAAAAUGCAGAUGGAUCAACGCAUUAUAACACUGUUGGAAGUGUGGUUGCCUCAAAAGAAAAGUGGAACAAAUUGGAAGGCUCCUUUUCUUUGACAAACAUGCCAAAAAAUGUUGUAUUUUACCUGGAGGGACCUCCUGCUGGUGUGGAUCUUGUCAUUGAUUCUGUCACUAUUACUUGCUCCAGACAUAAACAGUCAAAAGAAGUAAAAGUACCAAGUGGAGCCGAGACUAUAAUUAAAAAUCCUCACUUCGAAGAUGGGUUAAAAAAUUGGUCAGGAAGAGGAUGCAACAUCUGCAGACAUGAGUUCACUGCAUAUGGGAAUGUACGGCCUUUAAAUGGCAGCUAUUUCGCUUCUGCAACUGGACGGGUUCACAAUUGGAAUGGCAUCCAGCAAGAGAUCACGGGCAGGGUGCAGCGGAAAGUUCUUUAUGAGAUCAGUUCUGCUGUUCGAGUAUUUGGGAGUGCCAAUGAUACUGAAGUGCGUGCUACUCUGUGGGUACAAGAAUAUGGUCGUGAGCGAUAUGUGGGACUUGCCAAAAACCAGGCUUCUGAUAAGCAAUGGACACAUCUGAAAGGAAAGUUCCUCCUUCAUGCUCCCUUUACCAAAGCUGUUAUUUUCAUAGAAGGGCCUCCUGCUGGAAUUGACAUUCUUGUAGAUGGUCUUGUCUUAUCUCCAGCAAGAAAGCUACAAGCUGCACCGUGCCCAAAAAUUGAGAAUGUUCUGUAUGGAACUAAUCUAUUGCACAAUAAUGCCUUCACUCGUGGGCUUGCUGGGUGGAGUCCUAUGGGUUCAUGUCGAUUGAGUAUCCAGACUGAAGCACCCCAUAUGCUAUCUUCUAUCUUGAAGGACCGUGCAAGUCAGAAGCAUAUAAGUGGUCGUUAUAUCCUUGCCACGAACCGCACAGAUGUUUGGAUGGGUCCUUCUCAGGUCAUAACUGAUAAACUAAGGUUGCAUGUCACUUACAGAGUAUCGUCUUGGGUACGAGUUGGGUCUGGAGGACAUGGACGUCACCAUGUAAAUGUCUGUCUUGCUGUGGAUAACAACCAAUGGGUCAAUGGCGGGCAAGUGGAAGCUGAUGGGGAUCAAUGGUAUGAAAUCAAAGGAGCAUUCAAGCUUGAAAAGCAGCCAUCCAAAGUUACCGCAUAUGUUCAAGGCCCUCCUCCAGGUGUUGAUCUCAGAGUCAUGGACUUUCAAAUAUAUCCAGUCGACAGAAAAGCACGGUUUGAGUAUCUGAAGGAGAAAACAGACAAGGUGAGAAAGCGUGAUGUUGUUCUUAAGUUCCAAGGAUCAAAUGCAGUGAAUCUUUUAGGUUCAUCUGUGAGGAUACAACAGACCGAGAAUAGCUUUCCAUUUGGAUCAUGCAUCGCGAGACACAACAUAGAGAAUGAGGAUCUUGCUGAGUUUUUUGUGAAGAACUUCAACUGGGCUGUAUUUGAGAAUGAAUUGAAAUGGUACCAUACAGAAGCAGAACAAGGGCGGCUUAAUUAUAAAGAUUCUGAUGAGUUGCUUGAAUUUUGCGAGAAACAUAAGAUACAGGUUCGUGGCCACUGUUUAUUCUGGGAAGUAGAAGACGCUGUCCAACCUUGGGUUCGGUCAUUGCAAGGCCACCACUUAAUGGCUGCCAUCCAAAAUCGUUUGCAAAGCCUGUUGUCAAGGUACAAAGGUCGAUUUAGACAUCACGAUGUAAACAAUGAGAUGCUACAUGGGUCUUUCUAUGAAGACAGAUUGGGAAGGGACAUUAGAGCUUACAUGUUCAGAGAAGCACAUAAGCUUGAUCCUUCUGCUGUCCUGUUUGUUAACGAUUAUAACGUCGAAGAUGGAUGUGACACAAAAUCUACCCCUGAGAAAUUCGUUGAACAGGUAGUUGAUCUCCAAGAACGGGGUGCCCCAGUUGGUGGGAUCGGUGUGCAAGGUCAUAUCAGCCAUCCAGUGGGAGAAAUCAUAUGCGAUUCCCUGGACAAGCUCGCCAUACUAGGUCUCCCGAUCUGGAUUACUGAAUUGGAUGUCACAGCAGAGAAUGAACACAUACGAGCUGAUGAUCUAGAGGUGUUCCUCCGCGAAGCAUUUGCACAUCCUGCUGUUGGGGGAAUCAUCCUCUGGGGAUUCUGGGAGAUGUUUAUGUUUCGAGAGCACGCGCAUCUGGUCGAUGCUGAUGGGACAAUCAACGAGGCUGGCAGAAGGUACCUUGCUCUCAAACAAGAGUGGCUGACCCGUAUGAACGGCAAUGUCGAUCGCCAAGGAGAGUUUAAGUUCAGAGGAUACCAUGGUUCGUACAUGGUGGAAGUGGACACGCCUUCAGGCAAGGUAGCUAGAUCCUUUGUCGUUGAUAAGGAUAGCCCGGUUCAGGUGAUCACUCUGAAUGUUUAA
Messenger RNA from Miscanthus lutarioriparius, 3300 nucleotides. Lineage: Eukaryota; Viridiplantae; Streptophyta; Magnoliopsida; Poales; Poaceae. The record is from the annotation of a GenBank genome assembly.